Messenger RNA from Quercus robur (English oak), 1563 nucleotides. RefSeq lists its product as uncharacterized. Gene Ontology annotation, molecular function: zinc ion binding. The transcript is spliced from 7 exons. The record is from RefSeq and is a predicted model, not a curated record. NCBI's taxonomy places the organism in Eukaryota, Viridiplantae, Streptophyta, Magnoliopsida, Fagales, Fagaceae. Bases 1 to 1563 code for a protein of 520 amino acids.
AUGGAUGAGUUAUUUACUCUUUAUGUUCACCAUGGUGGGCAUUUUACUUGGGACCCCCAACAGUAUGUGGGAGUAACAGUUAGUGUUGUGGAUAAUUGUGAUCUUGAUAGGUGGUCAAAGGUUGUUAAUCAUGAUGCUGCAAUAUUCAUGAUAGACUUAGUACAAGGUCAUAAAGAGAUUCACAUAUAUGUUGAUCAUCUAGUAGAUGAGCCUAAGGAGUUAGAAGUUGAGGAUAUUGAGCCAUUAGAGGUAUUACAACCUAGUGAAGAACCUAGUGUUGAGCCCUUAGGAGCAAAAGUUAGAAAUGGUCAGGCAUUAGAAGUUGUAGACCCUAAAGUUGUUAAAGUUGAUGACUUAGUAGAUUAUAAUGAUCGUGCUAGCUAUUAUGAAGAUGAGGUUGAUUCUGAAUGUGAUAAUAAUGACUAUAGACAUGAUAGUGGUAAGUUUGUUUGGCAUGAUUAUAAGGAGUAUAACAAUGAUAACCAUGAUGAUCCUAUUGAGGUAGAUGCUGAACAAUUCUAUUCUAGGAGGGGUGAGGAUGACAGUGAUGAUAACCAUCCUACUAUUGAUGAGGUAAACAACUCUGUCAAGAGAAGGAAGUUUCCAAUGUUUAAGCCAGUAGAUAAGACUGAGCAUAUUAUGUUUAAGAAGGAUAUGCUUUUUACUUCACUUAGGCAAUUUAAGGAUGCCAUUACUAAUUAUGCAGUUAAUGGAGGUUGGGGUGGUAGGCAUAUGUUCAGUGGGGAUGGACAAAGUGACACAGUGCUUAACAACAUGUGUGAAAGCUUCAACAACAGGAUUCUUAAGUUUAGAAGCAAGCCAAUAAUCAGCAUGCUUGAGUGCAUUAAGUUGUAUUUAAUGGGAAGAUUUCAAGCAAAUAGGGAGAUGAUUUUGAAGGUAAAGUUAGUAUUGUGUCCUAAGAUUAGGAAGAGAUUAUAUAAAGAGAAGAUGGGCAGCAGUACGUGGCUAGCAUGUUGGGCUGGUCAAAUCAAGUUUGAAGUGAAAAAUAUGCUAGAAAGUUUCACUGUGGACCUGGCUGAAUCCAAGUGUAGCUGUAGGAAAUGGGUCAUAGCAGGUAUACCAUGUGCCCAUGCAAUUUCCUGCAUAUUUUUCAACAAAAAGGAGGCUAAAAAGUAUGUGCAUGACUGUUACAAAGUGACUACUUACCAGGCUUGCUAUGAGCCACUUAUAGAUCCAAUUAAUGUGCAGAAUAUGAGAAGAUGCAAUGGCCUUCCACUUGUACAGCCUCCUAUCAAGAGAAAACCUUCUAGUAGGCUUAAGAAGAAAAGAGAUAAGGAGCCUGAUGAACCAAGAAGUGGAAGGAAACAAAGGGGAGCCAACAACAAAAGUGCACCUCCAACAUCAAAAACCUCCAACACUGCUAAUCUCAGAAGUGCACCUCCACACUCAAGUGAUACCACAUCCAAUCCAAGCCAGAAAAGGCAGAAGAAGAGUAGGGCAGUCACAUUUGAGACUCUCAAUGCAAUUGGUAAUGCAUCAAGGUACAUGGAGGCAAUGAGGUUUGCUGAGAGCCAAUUUUCUGUGCAUGGUCCAGGAAGAUAA